This is a messenger RNA of Astrephomene gubernaculifera, 774 nucleotides long. Lineage: Eukaryota; Viridiplantae; Chlorophyta; Chlorophyceae; Chlamydomonadales; Astrephomenaceae. The record is from the annotation of a GenBank genome assembly.
GCGGCGCCUGAAGGCGAAAUCCAGCGCUAGGUUCGCCGUUUGCGGCUCAACAGUCACAAUUCCAUGAUGGCUUAGAGUCGGCGCUUGGCACCCGUUAUGGCCGCCGGCACUUGCUCAGGCGCAGGAUGCGUCGGUAUGCUGGACAUUGUAGCGGAUAGUAUUAACCAGGCCAAGCUAGGCCCUUCGACGGUGCAGAGGCAUGCUUCAAAGGCCAACAGCUGCGGCGGUGGCGCCGGCAGCGGCAGCGUCCGAGCUGGAGGCUUAUACGCCAACAGUCCAUUGUACGGCAGCGGAUUCAGUAGCGCCGCCGGCAGCGGUAGAUACCGACGUGGCGUUGCCAGCGGCAGUGCUCACGGUGGAGGUGGCGGUACAGGCGGCGGCGCCGGCAGCAGCCAUGUGGGGGGCGGUGGCGGCAGCGGGCGACAUAUCGUGCCGCCGCGGUCGCGUCCCGGCAAGUGGGACGAGGUCAAGCUCUGGCAGCUGGGGUACCGACAGGAGCUGCCGCGCAGGUUCACGAUGCUAAACAACAUGGCCAUAUGCACCAGCGUGCUGUCGUUCUUCGCUAUCGUGGACAUGUACGGCACGCAGGGCCUAGCGUACGGCGGCCCCGUGAGUGUGGUAUGGGGCUGGGCCAUCAGCGCUGUGUUCAGCAUUGCGGUGGCGCUGAGCCUGGCUGAGCUGCUCAGCGCUUACCCCACCAGCGGCGGGAUUUACUACUGGUGCUGGGUGAUGGCCCCCGUACGACACCGCACCCUGGUGUGCUGGAUGGCGGGC